AUGUCAAAAGGAAUCAGAAUCGCAAUUGAUCGCGGCGGAACCUUCACAGACUGCGUCGGAAAUCCUGGAACUGGAAAACUCGAGGACGAUGUUCUUAUUAAGCUUCUCUCAGUCGAUCCGUCGAACUACGAUGAUGCACCCUUAGAGGGUAUCAGACGGCUUAUGGAGAAGUUUACCGGAAAAUCUAUAAGGCGUGGUGAACCGUUAGAUACUUCGGAAAUUGAAUCAAUAAGAAUGGGGACAACAGUGGCUACAAAUGCUCUCUUGGAGCGUAAGGGAGAGAAGUGCGCGCUUGUAACUACAAAGGGUUUCAAAGACUGUCUCAUCAUUGGAAAUCAAUCCCGUCCUAAGAUUUUCGAUCUUGCAAUCCGCAGACCUGAAGUUCUCUAUCAAAGUGUCCUUGAAGUCUCGGAACGAGUAACUUUAGAAGACUACGCCGAGCACCCAGAUCGCGCCACUACCGACCCUUCCUCAGACCCCGACCUAGUCCGUGGUCUCUCCGGUGAAGCAGUGCGGAUUCUCACUCGACCUAAGGAAUCCGAGAUCCAAAAGGGUCUAAAAACUCUCUAUGAUGAAGGCUUCCGCAGUAUUGCCGUAUGCCUAAUGCACUCGUACACCUUCCCGGACCACGAAAAACUUGUGGGCAAGAUUGCGGAGGAAAUAGGGUUCACUCAUAUAUCAUUAUCCUCGCAAUUGAUGCCAAUGAUCAAAUUGGUCCCCCGCGCUACUAGUGCGACGGCAGAUGCAUACUUGACUCCCGAGAUUCGUCGGUAUAUUGAGGGGUUUUCUAAAGGCUUUAGCGGAGGGCUUGGUUCAGAAAGCGUUGCUAAAGAGGUAGGGUCAAAGGGGGCUAGAUGCGAGUUUAUGCAAUCUGAUGGUGGUCUUGUCGAUGUCUCUUCCUUCUCCGGUCUCCGUGCAAUACUCUCGGGCCCUGCAGGCGGUGUAGUAGGAUAUGCACUCACAUCAUAUGACCCGGAGACCAAAGUACCAGUCAUUGGGUUUGAUAUGGGAGGAACCUCCACAGAUGUAUCGAGGUACGGGUCGGGAAGGUACGAACAUGUUUUCGAAACCACCACUGCAGGAGUCACGAUUCAGAGUCCUCAGUUAGAUAUCAAUACUGUUGCUGCAGGUGGGGGGUCAAGACUGUUCUGGAAGAAUGGGCUAUUUGUGGUUGGGCCAGAGAGUGCGGGUGCGCAUCCAGGGCCAGCCUGUUACAGGAAAGGAGGACCGCUAACAGUAACGGAUGCGAACCUCUUCCUGGGCCGACUACUGCCCGAGUUUUUCCCCGCAAUCUUUGGGAAGAACGAGAACGAAGCUUUGGACGAAGAUGCGUCAAAAAGACUAUUUGAGGAGCUCACAGAGGAGAUAAAUAAGGAAAUAUGUGUCAAAGAAGGGGAUAAACCAAUGACUGCCGAGGAGGUUGCGUAUGGGUUUAUCAAAAUUGCGAACGAAUCAAUGACCCGUCCAAUUCGCUCUUUAACGGAGGCGAAGGGAUAUGAUACUUCCAAGCACAGACUUGCAACCUUUGGCGGAGCUGGAGGACAACAUGCAGUUGCUAUCGCGGCAAGCCUAGGUAUCAAGCAAAUUUUAAUCCAUAAAUACUCAUCCGUUCUUUCUGCAUACGGCAUGGCACUCGCGGAUGUCGUGCACGAAGUACAAGAACCAUGUUCUGCCGUCUUCAACGACAGUGAAAAGACUGGGCUUCUAGAACGUCUCAAGGAGUUGAAGAAUAAAGCAACGAAUGUGUUGAAAGAACAGGGGUUUAAUGAGGGGGAUAUCGUUCACGAGGAAUACCUAAACAUGCGAUAUCGGGGGACCGAGUCAGCGCUGAUGAUAGUUAAGCCCGAGGACGGGGAAUUCGACCAAAAUGCAGACUUCGGGAAUGCGUUUGUGAAGCAGCAUGAACAAGAGUUUGGAUUCACACUUCCUAACAGAGAUGUCAUUGUUGAUGAUGUCCGAGUGCGAGGUAUUGGUAAAAGUUUUAGAGGAAUGGAUAAAACGGUGGAUACACAACUGAAGGAGGCCAAGCUUGUAUCAGUUGAUGAGAGCAAACGGCAUAGUGUGAAGAAUGUCUACUUUGAGGGCGGUCGCCGGGAAACCCCUAUCUACCAGCUAGGAGACUUAGAUGUUGGCUCUAAGCUGAAGGGACCAGCGAUUCUUGCAGAUGGAACGCAGACCAUUGUUGUCACUCCUGGUGCCACGGCACUCGUAAUUCAAACACACGUGGUGAUCAAUAUCGGUGACGACGAUGAUGCCAAUGGUUCUGUACAGAAAACCAACACAAAGGACGUGGACCCAGUUUUACUGAGUAUUUUUGCGCAUCGUUUUAUGGCGAUUGCGGAACAGAUGGGAAGGGCCCUUCAAAAGACCAGCGUCAGUACGAACGUGAAGGAGCGAUUGGACUAUAGCUGUGCACUAUUUGAUUCCGAGGGAGGUUUAGUUGCGAAUGCACCGCAUUUGCCGGUUCAUUUGGGGAGUAUGUCGACCUGUGUGAGGACACAGGCGGCAAUCUGGAAGGGAAAAUUGAAAAGAGGAGAUGUUUUGGUAUCGAACCACCCGGAGUUUGGAGGAACUCAUUUACCUGACAUCACGGUCAUUACACCGGCGUUUGGCGGUGAUAAAAUCAUUUUCUAUGUUGCCUCCCGCGCUCACCAUGCUGAUAUCGGCGGGAUUCUUCCUGGUUCCAUGCCUCCUCAUUCCCGCGAACUCUAUCAAGAGGGUGCUGCCAUCAAGACAGAGAAGUUAGUCUCUCAGGGUCACUUCGAUGAGAAACGUAUCACGGAGCUCCUUCUCACUGAGCCUGCGCAAUACCCCGGAUGCAGUGGCACAAGGUGUCUGGCAGAUAACAUCAACGAUCUUAAAGCACAGGUAGCAGCAAACCAGAAGGGGAUCAACCUCAUCAGCACUCUUAUUGAAGAUUAUGGUGAAGAUGUAGUGCAGUUCUACAUGGUCUCAAUACAGAAGAAUGCUGAACAAAGUGUUCGAAAUUUGUUGAGAAACGUGCAUAAGAGGUUUGAAGGGAAAGAGUUGAGAGCGAAAGAUUACAUGGAUGAUGGAAGUCCAAUUUGCCUCAAGGUUGAGAUUGAUCCCGAAAACGGGGAGGCAGAGUUCGACUUUGAGGGGACAGGUCCGGAGAUGUAUGGAAAUAUGAAUGCCCCAGAAGCCGUGACAUACUCUGCGAUUAUUUAUUGCUUGAGAUGUUUGAUUUCCGAAGACAUCCCUCUGAACCAAGGUUGUUUGAAGCCGAUACAUGUUAAAAUUCCGAAAAACAGCUUCUUAAGCCCGAGUGAUGGUGCGGCAGUUGUUGGUGGAAACGUGUUGACGAGCCAACGUAUCACAGACGUCGUCCUGAAAGCCUUCCAGGCCUGUGCAGCAAGUCAAGGUGACUGCAAUAACCUUACUUUUGGCUAUGGCGGUAGCCAGGAUGGGGGUGAUCAUGUAAAGGGCUUCGGCUACUAUGAGACUAUCGCUGGUGGCAGUGGAGCUGGCCCGAACUGGGAUGGUACCUCCGGAGUCCACACCCACAUGACAAACACCCGUAUCACUGAUGCUGAAGUCUUUGAAAGACGUUACCCUGUACUUCUGCGGGAGUUCUCUAUCCGCAAGGGCUCUGGUGGUAAAGGUGCACACCCAGGUGGUGAUGGUGUUGUCCGUGACAUCGAAUUCAGAACUCCUGUUCAAGUCUCUAUUCUCUCAGAAAGGAGGGUGUACCACCCAUACGGAAUGGCUGGGGGCGAGGACGCGGAAUGCGGCCAGAACCUGUGGAUUAGAAAACUUCCGACUGGGGAAAUUCGGACAAUCAAUCUGGGAGGAAAGAACACCGCUGCAAUGAAAGCGGGAGAGAGGAUCAUCAUCAAUACUCCAGGUGGUGGUGGUUAUGGGAGAGUAGAUGCCGAGAGGGCUGUAACUGAAGAAAAAGAUCCAAAAUUAGCGUGGAGGGGCGGAAGUCUGGCGAGUAGAAUGGCGACGCAGGAGACAAACUGA
Messenger RNA from Morchella importuna, 3984 nucleotides. RefSeq lists its product as uncharacterized. The coding region runs from base 1 to 3984 and encodes 1327 amino acids. NCBI's taxonomy places the organism in Eukaryota, Fungi, Ascomycota, Pezizomycetes, Pezizales, Morchellaceae. Gene Ontology annotation, cellular component: cytosol. Gene Ontology annotation, biological process: glutathione metabolic process. The transcript is spliced from 8 exons. The record is from RefSeq and is a predicted model, not a curated record. Gene Ontology annotation, molecular function: 5-oxoprolinase (ATP-hydrolyzing) activity.